Messenger RNA from Colletotrichum truncatum, 810 nucleotides. RefSeq names its product nicotinamide riboside kinase. NCBI's taxonomy places the organism in Eukaryota, Fungi, Ascomycota, Sordariomycetes, Glomerellales, Glomerellaceae. Gene Ontology annotation, cellular component: cytoplasm. The record is from RefSeq and is a predicted model, not a curated record.
AUGGUGGGCAAUCUCAAAAUGGGAGCUUCGAACGCUGUGGUUGUUGCGCUGAGCGGUUGCUCUUCCAGCGGGAAAACAACGCUGGCUCGUCUAUUAAGGGACAUUUUCCCUAAUACCUUCAUCCUACACGAAGAUGACUUUUAUAAGCCUGAAUCUGAACUUCCGACCAAAAAUGGCCUCCUGGACUGGGACUGCGCUGAGGCCAUUUCUGUCCCUGACAUGAACAAGGCUCUCACUCAUAUCCGAGAAAACGGAACGUUUCCGGUACGUCGCCAACCCUUUGUGGACUCGAAAGAGGACCAGAACUCCGUUGGCAAAUGUCCAGUAUCGGAUGAGAAGAUAUCCGCUAUGAAGGCUAAAGUUGGGGCCUGGCUUCAACCUGGCCAGCCUGGCAACGCCAUCUUCACCGAGGGUAAACUGAGGAUAUGCCUCUUUGACGGUUUUCUCCUCUACUGCAAGGAGAUGGAGUCCACGAUGAGCCUCAUCGAUAUUAAGGUAUUUCUACUCGUAAGCCGAGCGAAGGCGACACAGAGACGCGAGGCGCGUGAUGGCUACGUUACCCUAGAGGGUUUCUGGAAAGAUCCCCCCGACUACGUGGACAAGAUUGUCUGGCCCAAUUACGCUGAGGCGCAUGCUUGGUUAUUUGAGAACGGUAACGUGGAAGGAGAGUUGAACCAGCGUGUAUUGCAAGAAACAGGCAUACAUGCGCAGGUCGGCAAAGGUCUAGACAUAGACAUGGAGACGACUUUGGAGUGGACUGUCGAUACCAUCAUGACGGAACUGGAGAAGCGUGCUUCAGGCAAGUUUUAG